AUAGAUUUACCACACAAAAUGUGGUUUCAAAUGUGUGGACUUCUACAGAGUGGCCCAUGUAACGUUUGCUUUUUGAACUAUCGAUAAUUUUGACUUUAACAUUACGAAUGUCAUUCUAAAUGUGUCAGAUAUUUAGUAUAAGGUUUGCGGUUUACAAAAUGGUUAAGAUUACGCUCGAAGAAAGUUGGAAAAUAUUGAUAGGCAAAUCUUCCAUGGACCCUAUAAUAGGAACCUAUUAAUAUGUUGGCUAUUAAAGCUUAUCCAUCUACAAGUCUUUAUAUGACAUGAUUUUUUUUUAAGUAAAAUUAAGAAUUCUUCCAUUGCCAAUCACUGAAACCCAGAAUAUUAUGAUAUUCUAAACUUCUUAGUAAAAGAAAGAAAGAAGUAAAGAAGGUACCUAAUGAUAUGGUUCAUUAGGGACCUUCUUUAAAAAUCAAUCUAGUCUAGUACGUUCUGCAUACUUAACCCAAACUAAACAAGUCGACUCUGAGCCGAGUGUCAAUGUCGUAGUCAUUCGGUUUGGAUAGACGCUUGCCUCACUUUCAGUUCUACUUUUAAAGUAAACAGAUCAAAACGAGAAAUUCAGUUUCGGGAAAGUGACUUCAAGUGAACGAAUAUUUUUUCGGGUUUCCAAUUGAUUGGCAUCCACUAAAAAGUAGCCAUGUCGCUGAAAGCGGAGGAGAAUCCUUUUACGGGAUCGGAUGAAAUGUCUGAGGAUGCUCUCCCCACUAAGGAGGAAAUAAUCCAAAAGGAAGACUAUGUUAGUCCGAAAAUGGAAAUGAUGGAGGUAGAAGAUGAUAUUCUUAAAAUGAAAAUGAUGGAAGUAGAAGAAGCUACUUCUAAAAUGGAAAUCUUGCAGAUAGAAGAUGCUACUCAUAAUAUGAAAUUAACCCAGAAGGAAGUCGAUGACGAUCCUAAAGUUGAAGAAAUGAAGAAAGAAGAAGUUACUCCUAUAAUUGAAUUAUCCCAGAAAGAAGAAGAUAAUACUCCGAAAAUUGAAAUAUCUCAAGAAGAAAAUCUACUUUCUCCGAAAAUAGAAUUAACCCAUGAAAAUGAAAAUGUUAAUCCUAAAAUGGAAGACAAUCUUCUUACUCCGAAAAUGGAAAUUUCUCAAAAUGAAAAUCCCGCCGAGGUUGCCCCCACUUCGGUUAUUAUGGUCGAAGAGCCAAACACUAUCAUCGAGCUGGUUGAUCUCUAUGUACCACCUGUAUCUUGUGUCCCGGGUAAGGUGUUCUUCAUGAAGAACGAUGGAUCUGGUCCGUUGCUUGUCACUCAAACACCCCAGAUUUGGUUCCACAACUCGACUCUUUUUUACAAUGAACCAGCCAAGCCAGCAGAGACCUCCACUCGGGGAACACGUGGUCGUAAACGUGGCCGAAAGCCUGCAGAUCCCAAUACUCGUCCGGGAAGGCGCCGUCGUCGCGUGGAGACGCCACCACCAUUGCCACCGCCACCGAACUAUCUGGCACAUUGCAUCAAUCCGCUGGAGAAUGAGAUUUAUCCCAAGGUCAUUGUCCAGCCGGCUUAUCAGCCAUGGGUGCUGCCUAAGAACCUAAACGGUGGCGAUUCUCCUCCUCCUCCUCCUACUCCGCCAGAACCAAAAGUUGAACCCAAAAAGGAGACAGUACCGGUCAGCGGUGCAGUAACCACAAACACCACCCAAACCAAGCCCGCGAUCAGUAUGGCUCAGUUGCGCCAGAAACUGCAACUCUUUGGACCAAAUGUCACCAUCUUCCAGUUCAAUGGCAAGGGAACGGCCCGGUUUAAGGCCAUUCUAAAGGAGAACAAUGGUAAUCAUCGCCAGUUGGUAUUCAGUGCCGAUCAGUUGCUCUCUUUUGGUGGCACUUUUGGGCCAAUGCCGAUGAAGGCUCCCAUAACGAUGCCAAAACCAACACCGGCCAUGGUCUCACAUUAUUUCCCAGGACCUGGUGGUCAAAUUUUGGCCAAUAAAAUGUUACACCCUACUCGGCCUGUAGUCAAGAAUUCGGCUGUGAUUAUGGGGCCACCCCUUGCAAGACCUCCAAGGGCUGUCAACGCUAAGCGUGAGAAUUCAACUUAUCUUUAUACUGGACCACCAAAGGUAUCUAAUCCUGUGCGAGGAGUAGCACCAUCGGGAGUAUCUAAUCCUGUGCGAGGUGUAGCACCAUCGGGAGUAUCUAAUCCUGUUCAAGGGGGAACAUCGCGUGUAUCAAGUACCUUUCAAGGAGGGGCUCCAGCAGUAUGUAAUCCUGUUCAAGGAGGGGCUUCAGCAGUAUGUAAUCCUGUUCAAGGAGGUGCUCUAUCAGGAGUAUCUAAUCACAUUCCAGGAGUAGCACCAGACGGAGCAGGAGUAUCAUCUAAUCCCGUUCAAGGAGUAGCACCAUCAGGAGUUUCUAAUCCCAUUCAAGGAGUAGCAGCAGCAACACCAACAGCAGCUCCUGCUCCUACUCCAGAAGCUCAAAAACCUAAAGAAGAACCCAUUCCGGAACCAGAUUUUUCGCAACACAGAAUCGCUUUGCCCGCGAUCCUCAAGCGACAGUCCCAGAUGAAGUUGCUCAAGAUGUUGCAGGCCAAGAGGGCCAAAAAAGCAGCCGAAGAGGCUGAGUUGGCCAAGCAGGCUCAGGAAGCCAAGGAAAAUGAAAAGAAAGCGGCUUAGAUGAAGGAGAAUUUCGGGAAUUCAAAUCAAAAGCUAAGAAAAGCCCAAAAGAAAACUUCAAAAUGCAAAUACGAAAAUUGGAAAAUUCUUCAAGUAAAAUUGAUUUAAAAACUAAAAACUGAUAAAGCUGAUAAAUUACACGUAUUAAUGUAUGAUGUUUCCCACAUUCCAAUAAACAAAUAUCAAAAUUAAAAAACAGGAACAGAGAGAGAGAGAGAGAGGUGGGAGCACUGGCUAAUUGGCUUUGAUAAGGCCAAAAGACCAAACGGUUUCGGUUUUUGUGGUCUAGUGUAAUCUUUUUUGUCACUAAUUGCAGAGCGAUGUCAAAAUGCUUGA
This is a messenger RNA of Drosophila eugracilis, 2971 nucleotides long. RefSeq lists its product as uncharacterized. NCBI's taxonomy places the organism in Eukaryota, Metazoa, Arthropoda, Insecta, Diptera, Drosophilidae. The transcript has 2 exons. The coding region runs from base 662 to 2635 and encodes 657 amino acids. The record is from RefSeq and is a predicted model, not a curated record.